CCGGCCCUGGCGGCGGCAGGUCGAGGCAGCAGGCAAGCAAGCGGUCGCCUGGCGUGGCGUGUGCUGGGGCAUUGCAGAGCCAGGCGCCAGUGCUGGGCUGGAUCCAAAGGAUACAGUUGGGGGAAAACAAAAAAACCAACAAACCAGAUCCCAUCGGGCAAAGGUUCUUGUGCUUUGAAUCCCCGGGUUUAAAAAGAGCCACCAAAAACCAAAAAACAAAAAUGCCCGCUGAUACCAUGGAGAAACCGACAGCCUCUCCCAUUGCAGGGGCCCCGGCUAGUUCCAGCCAGACGCCGGACAAGCCCAAGAGUGCCAGCGAGCACCGCAAGUCUUCCAAGCCUAUCAUGGAGAAGCGGCGCCGCGCCAGGAUCAAUGAGAGCCUGGGGCAGCUCAAGACCCUCAUCCUGGAUGCCUUGAAAAAAGAUAGCUCCAGACACUCCAAGCUGGAGAAGGCAGACAUUCUGGAGAUGACGGUGAAACACCUGCGGAACCUGCAGCGGGCUCAGAUGACAGCUGCCCUGAGUGCUGACCCCACCGUCCUUGGCAAGUACCGAGCUGGAUUUAACGAGUGUAUGAACGAGGUGACCCGGUUCCUCUCCACCUGUGAAGGGGUGAACACGGAUGUGCGCACUCGCCUGCUCAGCCAUCUCUCAGCUUGCCUGGGCCAGAUCGUGGCUAUGAAUUAUCCACCCCCACCUCCGCCGCCAGCUGGCCAGCCCGCACAUCUGGCGCAACCUCUGCAUGUUCAGCUGCCCCCAGCUGCUGCUGCCGCUGGACCGGUGCCCGUGCCCUGCAAACUCAACCCCGCCGAAGCCCUGUCCCCCAAGGUCUACGGAGGCUUCCAGCUGGUCCCAGCCACGGAUGGGCAGUUUGCAUUCCUCAUCCCUAACCCUGCUUUCCCUCCCGGCGCUGGACCUGUCAUCCCCCUCUACGCCAAUGCCAAUGCCCCUGUCUGGAGGCAGCGGCCCAGGGAACACAGCAGUCACCCCGUCGGCAUCCCCAGUACAGGGGUUGACAUCCUUUGGGGGAAGUUAGCUCCAGUAUCCCAAACUGGGAGCCCCAUUGGGGAGCGCAGUGAAUCCGUCUGGAGACCAUGGUGACUUGCUUAAAGCAAUGCCCCCCAAAAACUGUCUUGGUUGGUUCCGUUGUAUGGAACCUUGCUUGGUUUUUUAAAGCAAAUUUGAGAGAGAGAGAGAAAGAAAAGGGGAAGAAAAAAAAAAAAAAAGGACUUGAGUACAAAGUCUCUAUUUAUUGUUUCCAGAGGUUGGGAUCUCUACUUUUAUUUUUACUCCUUGAAAAAUGCUUUUAUUUGGAAAAGACAUGGUUUGGUUUGGUUUGGUUUGGUUUGGUUUUUUUUUUUUUUAAAAAGAAAUCAAAUAGUUUUGUAUCAAAUAUUUGCAAGAAGAAUAAUGCCAAAGUUGUUUGUAUCUUGGUUGGAUGGGUGGGUGGGUGUGUGUGCAUGAAUGUGUGAGUGCGUGUGUGUGUCAGAGACUUCCAAAAAGUUGCAGGUGUUUGAACAA
This is a messenger RNA of Alligator sinensis (Chinese alligator), 1520 nucleotides long. It is a transcript of the gene HES4, whose product is annotated as hes family bHLH transcription factor 4. NCBI's taxonomy places the organism in Eukaryota, Metazoa, Chordata, Crocodylia, Alligatoridae. Gene Ontology annotation, molecular function: protein dimerization activity; DNA-binding transcription factor activity, RNA polymerase II-specific; RNA polymerase II cis-regulatory region sequence-specific DNA binding. Gene Ontology annotation, cellular component: nucleus. The record is from RefSeq and is a predicted model, not a curated record. Gene Ontology annotation, biological process: anterior/posterior pattern specification; regulation of neurogenesis; regulation of transcription by RNA polymerase II.